Dama dama (fallow deer) is the source of this 1786-nucleotide messenger RNA. Its product is annotated as histone-lysine N-methyltransferase SETMAR-like. Lineage: Eukaryota; Metazoa; Chordata; Mammalia; Artiodactyla; Cervidae. The transcript is spliced from 6 exons. The record is from RefSeq and is a predicted model, not a curated record. Gene Ontology annotation, molecular function: nucleic acid binding. The coding region runs from base 1 to 1749 and encodes 582 amino acids.
AUGGGGUCCCAGAGAAUUGGCCACGACUCAGCGAGUGAACAACAGCAAGAAAAGAAACUGGGUAACGUGAUCUCAUCCAGUUACGGAAUUCCAGCUCUGACCUCCAGCCUGAAGCUCUUUUCCACCUCAGAAAGAAGCUACGCAGAAAGACUCCACCCCAGAAACCUAGCAGGGAAUCCCGUCCAGGACCCGCGCCUGCGCGGUGGCGCCCCGCACCAACUUUCCUUCCGAAGACCCCCCCGCAUCCUGCGCCUGCGCAAGAAGGGACUCUAUCCUCGGGGUUUCCCUGGCGCUGGCUGGCGACCAGGUAACCCGGAGGGUUGUGGGUGGGCGCACCCGGAGACCACGUGGCGGGCGUCCGCCAAUCAGCACGCAGACCGCACUUUGCGGCUAGGCUUCAAACAAACUACCGUGAGGCGAGAGCGGCCUGUGGGGCCCCGCCCUCUCGCCUGGGUCUGGGGCCCCGCGAGACGGCGGACGGCUGGGGGCGACGAGAGCGGGGGCGAGGCGCAGUGGGGGCGGGCUCCCAAUCCGGUUCCAUCCGGUUCUCCCACUACCCUCGCCGCGGGUCCCAGCAGCUCGGGCGGCGGGAGGAGCAUCAGCGGUCAGGCUACUCAGCUUCGCGAAGGCUCUCGGCGCGCCGCGGCCCUCAGGCACCCGGCUCUCGCCCGCCCCGCCGCCACGAUGCCAAAGAGGAAGGUCAUCUCCGCGGAGGGGUCAGUAAAGGAGGAGACUAUGAAAAUGAUGUUAGAGAAAAAGCAAAUUCGAGCAAUUUUCUUAUUCGAGUUCAAAAUGGGUCGUAAAGCAGCAGAGACAACUCGCAACAUCAACAACGCAUUUGGCCCAGGAACUGCUAAGGAACGUACGGUGCAGUGGUGGUUUAAGAAGUUUCGCCAAGGAGAUGAGAGCCUUGAAGAUGACGAGCGUAGUGCACGGCCAUCAGAAGUUGACAACGAUCAAUUAAGAGAAAUCAUUGAUGCCGAUCCUCUUAAAACGACACGAAAAAUUGCCGAAGAACUCAAGGUAAACCAUUCUACAGUCGUUCGGCAUUUGAAGCAAAUUGGAAAGGUGAAGAAGCUCAAUAAGUGGGUGCCUCAUGAGCUGACCGAAAAUCAAAAAAAUCGUCGUUUUGAAGUGUCAUCUUCUCUUAUUCUACGCAACAACAACGAACCAUUUCUCGAUCGGAUUGUGACAUGCCACGAAAAGUGGAUUUUAUCUGAUAACCGGCAACAACCAGCUCAGAGGUUGGAUCAAGGGAAAACUCUGAACUUGUACCCAAAAAAGAUCAUGGUCACUGUUUGGUGGUCUGCUGCCGGUCUUAUCCACUAUAGCUUUCUGAAUCCUGGCGAAACCAUUACAUCUGAGAAGUAUGCUCAACAAAUCAACGAGAUGCACCAAAAACUACAACACCUACAGCCAGCAUUGGUCAACAGAAAGGGCCCAGUUCUUCUCCACGACAACGCCCGACCACAUGUCGCACAACCAGCCCUUCAGAAGUUUAAUGAAUUGGGCUACGAAGUUUUGCCUCAUCCGCCAUAUUCACCUGACCUCUUACCAACAGACUACCACUUCUUCAAGCAUCUUGACAACUUUUUGCAGGGUAAACACUUCCACAACCAGCAGGAUGCAGAAAAUGCUUUCCAAGAGUUUGUUGAAUCCCAAAGCACAGGUUUUUACACUACUGGAAUAAACGAACUUACUUCUCGUUGGCAAAAAUGUGUUGAUUGUAAUGGUUCCUAUUUUGACUAAUAAAGAUGUGUUUGAGCCUAUUUAUAAUAAUUUAAAA